This is a messenger RNA of Aspergillus mulundensis, 771 nucleotides long. RefSeq lists its product as uncharacterized. NCBI's taxonomy places the organism in Eukaryota, Fungi, Ascomycota, Eurotiomycetes, Eurotiales, Aspergillaceae. The transcript has 3 exons. Gene Ontology annotation, molecular function: hydrolase activity. Bases 1 to 771 code for a protein of 256 amino acids. The record is from RefSeq and is a predicted model, not a curated record.
AUGGCCGAAUACGCAAAAUACUCCGAGCCCAGUCCGCAAUGGACGCAGUUCGUCGCCUCCCAACCCACCCUGCAAGACCUCGACCGCGUCGGCAUCAUCGAACGAAAGCGCAUCUUCAUCGACAUCGAAUCCCAGAUCCCCGUCCGCGACGUCCCCGACGACAUCACGGAGAACACAGUGAGCGUCUCCGAAUUCACCAUCCCAACCCGAGACGGAUACGCCCUCCCCGUGCGCUCCUACAUCCCCACAGCCCCCCGUCCAGAUAACACCCGUCCCCUCCUGGUCUACCUCCACGCCGGCGGCUUCCUCUUCGGCGACCUGGACAGCGGCGACCUGAACUGUCGUGUGCUCGCUGUACGGCUGAACAUCAGCGUCCUGAACGUGGGAUACAGACUCGCGCCGAAAUGGCCUUUCCCAACGGGCGUGAAUGAUGCGUAUGAUGCUACGGCUUGGGUACGUCUCCUCCCUUCCUCUUCCCCUCCUAUUCUGAGGUCAGACAAGCUGAUCCGCCGGCUUCCUAGUCGGGGGCAUCUCAUCGGGCGCGAACUUCGCCGGCGUGAUUGCGUACACGGCGCGCGACGAGGGCUUAACGCCGCCGAUAACAGGCCUCUUCAUCUCGAUCCCGGUGUGUAUCAUGCCGCAGGCGUACCCCGCCGCGCCGAAAGAGUGGAGAGAGAAGGAGCUGCUGAGUCUGGCUCAGAACGCGGAGAACCCGCUCCUGACGUCGAAGAGUCUAGGCGAUAUCCAGGAGCUGUAUAUGCCGGGUUCUGA